Mus caroli (Ryukyu mouse) is the source of this 408-nucleotide messenger RNA. Its product is annotated as profilin-1-like. Gene Ontology annotation, cellular component: cytoplasm. Gene Ontology annotation, molecular function: actin binding. Lineage: Eukaryota; Metazoa; Chordata; Mammalia; Rodentia; Muridae. The record is from RefSeq and is a predicted model, not a curated record. Gene Ontology annotation, biological process: positive regulation of actin filament bundle assembly; regulation of actin filament polymerization; actin cytoskeleton organization.
AUGUGCCUACAAUCUGAGUUGUGCAGUGAUGCAGCAAUUAUCACCAACUCUCCACCCUGGUUAUUAGCUUCUUUUACUGAAGGAAACUUUACUCAGAUCACCCAGGAAGAAAUUCAGACCUUACUGGCAAGAGAGGGUAGAGAAAAACUGUUUCUCCAGGGAAUCACCCUUGCUGGAAUCAAAUGCCUGUUGAUCCGAGACAACUUGCUCGCCCAAGGCAACAGCAUGGACUUUCGUACCAAAGGCCAAAGUCGAAGUAGCCAGGCAGUGACUAUAGUUCAGAUAGAGUCUGUGUAUCUUGUGGUGAUGGGAAAGAAGGGGACCGAAGGAGGACCUCUCAACCUCAAAGCUUUUGAGAUAGCAGGCUACAUGAGAGAGGCCAUUCUUAAAAAAAUGACCCAUUCCUAA